UCUAAAACUGAAAAUGGCAGCUGAAUUUGAAAGGCGUUGCGAAGGAGGAGGCCAGGGUCCAAGCUCAAUUGUAACAAUACCCACACCUCCACCAUCAUCAAGACUAUCUGAAAGAAAGCUCAAAGACAAAUGCUUUAGGUGCGGGAAUCAAGGUCACUGGGCACAAGAUUGCCCUUCCACCACUACCCCGACAAAGAAUGCUUCGUCUCACCCCUCCACUCCUCCACCGGACUUCCACCACUUCCCCGUGCUGCGUUGCCAUUGCGGUGUCGCUUGCACGCUUUGUGUUUCCCGCCGCGACGUUAGUUUUGGCAGAAGGUAUUAUGCUCGCAACUGCGACUGCGGUGCUGCCAAGGGGAGCUGGUCGGGUCGGAAUUUUUACAAAUGGUGCGAGGAUGUCAAGGCACCUCUGUGCAGGUGCGGCGCCGGAGCAUGCACGAUCAAUUUCCGGGAAGACAGCUUCGGGAACUAUGUUAAGUACUAUACUUGCCGUAUUAGAACUGGGCAUGGAUCGUGUGGUUUCUUGCUUUUUGAAAGUUUUCCAAGUUCAUUGCCAAGGUCUAUGGAGAUAGAUACAGGACGAUCAAUAUCGACCCCUCAGAAUGGGGAGCCACACCACAGUAGGAGUUGCAAGGAUGAAUGUUCCAUACCCAGUUCCUCUAACAGAAAAUUUUCUAUUCAUGAAGUCGAGACAAGCAAUUUUGCCGUAGGGAAAGGGCACUGUGUUUCCAGUCCAAUGUCUUGGUCUGAUAUCCGUUCCCGUCAAAAAGAGUUCCAGAAUCAGAUGUCUGCUGCUAGGAAUUCAUCAAAUGGAUGUAAAGCUCUUCAAAUCAUGGGUCGCUGUGUUCAUGGUUGGGUUGGAAGGCUUGCUUUCCCUCCUCCUCGGGUCUUAGCAGAUCCUCCUCUUUGGCAUUUCUUUAGCUGUCUAUUACCUUUGUUUGAUCCAAUUUUAGUUUCUGAAUAUGCCAAUAUAUCUGUUAGUGGAAGUUCAAGUAUAAUCCCUCGUGCUUAUUCAAGUGCUGAAGUUGAUGAAGAAUCACAAAAUGCGCUUGGGCACGAUACUCCAUUGCUGGCUGUUCCUUUAGGGACUUCAAGCCAAAAAAGAUCGUUUUCUUCUAUGCAAGACGGUGUAGACAAUCCGAUAUGGAAGAAAGUUGGAAAGCAUCUUCCGAAAGACCUCAGUCUUCUGGUGUCAAUGGAUCCAUCUGAUCAUAAUACCAUAUUUCUGACAGCGAAUGAUACUUUUGAUGAUUUGGCUAGUCUGUCGAUUGAGUGUGAACCUUCCGCUGAGUGUUCAACGAGGUCUAAUCUGUGCGUAUCACAGGUAGCGGGAACGGAGUUAGCUCUCCAAAAUAGCUGCAAUCAGCUGGAGCCAACCAUCCAGCAAAAUAUUAAACCAGUCGCUCAAUUGGCUUCUCAUUUUAAGGAAAUGCUUCAUCAAAUUGGGGAACUUGAAACUUUUCUUCUAAAUAUUGCCAAGGAUUUGGGGCAGUCGAUGAGAAGCAUGCAGGCUACGUACCAAGAGCUGACGAAAGCUUUGAAACUUCCAGAGGCCGAAGUCGAGCAAUGCAUGGCGGGGACAACAGUAGAUGAGAUGGAGAAAGGAAGAGUCCCUGAAGAAGAACUUAAAUCCUCUUCUCUGCCUACAUUGCCACCAACAAUACCAUCCAAUGUGAAGCCAGAGAGCUUGAAGCCUCCCAAGUAUUCUAUUGUCAGUAGGGGUGAGGUCGGGACUAGUGGACGAAAGAUAUCCUUGCUUGCUAAUCACUUCAAAGUUUCUGUCAGUGCCACAGAUGCUGUAUUUUACCAAUAUACUGUUACCAUUUCUUCAGAAGAUAGGAGAGUUGUUGAAAACAAACGUAUUGGGAGAAAACUUGUUGAUAAGCUUUACCAAACAUACUCUUCAGAACUUGCUGGAAAAAGAUUUGCAUAUGAUGGUGAAAAAAGUUUGUAUACAGUGGGUCCUUUGCCACAGAACAAGUUUGAAUUUACAAUAGUGAUGGAGGAAUCAUUUGCAAAAUGGAAUCCUGAUGCUGGUGGUGGACCUCCUGAGAGUGGCAAGAGGACAAAGUGUUCUUUCCUGUCAAAGACUUACAUAGUAGAACUAAGCUAUUCUACUAAAAUACCUUUUAAGUCAAUAUCUCUUGCCCUCAGUGGAGUUGAAUCAGAUAACAGGUCUCAGGAUUCUUUAAGAGUACUCGACAUCAUCUUGAGGCAACAAGCUGCUGACCGGGGUUGCCUUUUGGUGAGACAAUCCUUCUUUCAAGAUGAUUCAAGGAAUUAUGUUGAUGUUGAAGGAGGUGUAUUGGGUCUGCGGGGAUUCCACUCCAGUUUUCGUCCCACCCAAGGGGGCUUGUCUCUGAAUAUGGAUGUAACUACGACUAUGGUUUUAAGGCCUGGACCGGUAUUUGAGUUUCUAAAACAGAACCUGAAUCUAAAGGAUGAUCAAUUCUGGAUGAAGGCCAAACGAAUUUUGAAGAACUUGAGGAUUAAAACAGUACACCGUAACAUGGAAUUCAAAAUAGUUGGUCUGAGUGAAAAGCCCUGUUCUGAGCUAUACUUCCCGAUGAAAGUUAAAAAUGGUGACUCUGGUGAGGCACAGACUGUUGAGAUCACAGUGUAUGAGUAUUUCACCAAACAUUGUGGAAUUGAACUUACAUAUUCUGCGGACAUGCCAUGUCUUGCUCUUGGUAAACCAAAGUGUCCCAACUAUUUACCACUGGAGCUCUGUUCACUUGUUCCACUCCAGCGGUAUACAAAAGCAUUAUCUUCGAAUCAAAGAGCAACCCUGGUAGAAAGAUCCAGGCAGAAGCCUCGGGAAAGAAUUCAAAUUCUUAAUGAUGCUUUGAGAAAUAACAAAUUCAAUGAGAACCCUGUACUCGUUGAAUGUGGAAUUUCCAUAGGUAGGCAAUUGACAGAAGUUGAUGGUAGGAUCCUAGAGACUCCAAGGUUAAAGGUUGGUAAUCACGAGGACUGCAUCCCACGAAAUGGACGUUGGAACUUUAACAACAAGAGACUUCUGGAUCCAAAAAGAAUUGAACGUUGGAUUGGUGUAAACUUCUCUGCUCGUUGUGACCUCAGUAGAAUUUCAAGGGAUCUAAUCAGUUGUGCAAGAAACAAGGGCAUUGAAAUGGAACGCCCACACACACUGAUUGAGGAGGACCGACAGCAUGCUGCUAAAGCCAGCCCUGCUGCUAGAGUGGAGGCAAUGUUUGAGCAGAUAAUAGCAAAGCUUCCUGGUCCUCCUGACUUCAUUCUAUGUGUCUUGCCAAUGCGAAAAAACUCUGAUAUAUAUGGACCUUGGAAGAAAAAAUGUCUUUGUGAUAUGGGAAUUGUCACACAAUGCAUUUCCCCUGGAAAAAUUACUGACCAAUACCUCACAAAUGUACUACUUAAAAUCAAUUCAAAGCUUGGAGGAAUCAAUUCUUUGUUGGAAAUAGAGCGACCCUCAAAUCUCCCGUUGAUUAAAGAUACUCCUACAUUGAUUUUGGGAAUGGACGUCUCUCAUGGCGCCCCUGGUCGAUCAGAUGUCCCAUCAAUAGCUGCAGUUGUUGGUUCGCUCCAUUGGCCCUUGAUUUCAAGGUACAGAGCAUCUGUGAGAACACAAUCACCAAAGAUGGAGAUGAUUGAAGCUUUAUAUAAACCAACACCAGAUGGAAAGGAUGAUGGUAUUAUCAGGGAAUUGCUUCUUGAUUUCUAUAGGACAAGCGGUUCUCGCAAACCGAAACAGAUUAUUGUCUUCAGGGAUGGAGUAAGUGAAUCACAGUUUAACCAAGUAUUAAACAUUGAGCUGGAGCAAAUCGUCAAGGCAUAUCAGCUUCUGGGUGAUUCCGAUGUUCCGAAGUUCACAGUGAUAGUUGCCCAGAAGAAUCAUCAUACUAAAUUAUUCCAAGCUAGUGCCCCUGAAAAUGUUCCACCAGGGACGGUUGUGGACACAAAAAUUGUGCAUCCAAGAAACUAUGAUUUCUACAUGUGUGCUCAUGCUGGGAUGAUUGGAACAUCUAGGCCAGCUCAUUACCAUGUCUUGCUAGACGAGAUAGGUUUCUCUCCUAAUGACUUGCAGAAUCUCAUCCAUGCUCUUUCCUACGUGUACCAAAGAAGCACGACAGCUAUCUCGAUAGUGGCUCCUAUUUGUUAUGCUCACCAUGCUGCACAUCAAGUGGGUCAAUUUUUGAAGUUUGAUGAACUUUCAGAAACAUCUUCAGGAAACGUGACAUCAGCAGGAAGUAUUAUAGUUCCAGACCUCCCAAGGCUGAAAAAGAACGUGGCAGCCUCAAUGUUCUUCUGUUGACAAGCUGCUGUUAAAUACUACAAUUCUAGGCUAACCGUCGAUAGUUUUGGCUAGGCUAGGUUAUACAAUAGAAGCUAC
Molecule: messenger RNA, 4369 nt
Organism: Hibiscus syriacus
Lineage: Eukaryota; Viridiplantae; Streptophyta; Magnoliopsida; Malvales; Malvaceae
Product: protein argonaute 16-like
Exons: 26
Coding region: 14-4291 (1425 amino acids)
Biological process (GO): regulatory ncRNA-mediated post-transcriptional gene silencing
Cellular component (GO): cytoplasm
Molecular function (GO): RNA binding; zinc ion binding; protein binding
Source: RefSeq, a predicted model, not a curated record